CCCAUCUGCCCCAGAAUAUCCAUUCAGUUCCUUGGGCGCUCUGUGUGGGUCUGGCACCCCAGGCUACAGAUACAUUGCAUGGCAUCUCCUGGGACAUGCUGAAUGCUUAAGGUCCCUGCCUGAGGUGUCCCCAUAGCGAUGUGGUGGCGGCUCUGUGUGUGCAGCCUAGGGAUCCUCCUCCUGGCACCAUGUUCUCUCUCUGAGGAAUUCUCUCUGGAUGACUUUCCACACCCCGUGGUGGGGGUAAUCGGCCAGGAUGUGGUGUUACCCUGCCAGCUCACACCCCCGGCCAGGAUGCCCAGCAUGGAUGUGCAGUGGAGGAAAAUUGGACCAGGAUUUAUCCUGGUUCAUGAGUACAUGGAUAAGGGUACUCGGGACCUGUCAGGGGUGAAUUACCAGAACCGGACAGAGCUAUUCCUGCAGGAAUUCAGCAGCGGGAAUGUCUCCGUGAAGCUGAAACGGCUUCAAGUGAUGGAUGAUGGGAAAUACCGAUGCUUUGUGAGGAACCCACAGUGGAGCCUAGAAGCCACUACUGAACUACGAGUUGCAGCUGUGGCUCCAGUGUUGAUUGACGUGCUGGGCCCCCGGGGCCAGGGGAUCGGGCUGGCCUGUAGAUCCACAGGCUGGUUCCCCAAACCUGAACUCCAGUGGGUUGGAAAGAACUGGCAGAACCUGGCGAUGGAGAUUGUGACCGACGUGACUCAGGACAGGGAGAACCUGUAUAGUGUUGUGAGUCACGUCACUGUCACAGAAGGGGAAGACAAUGGAGACAUCAUCUGCAUAGUGCAGAAUGGCCUGCUGGAGACCGAGCGACAAUCGGCCAUUCACCUCUCAGGUGACAUCUUCCCCCGUGUUUCUCCCUGGCUGGCUGCAUUCUGGGUAUUGUUCACUCUGGUUCUCAUUGCUGCUGGAGCUUGUGCAUAUCGCGAAUACUCAGCAAAGCGAAGGGCCUCUCAGAAGAAACGAUCUGAAGAGGAGACUCUGUUAAAUAUGAAGAGUGACAAGGAGACCUUGGAAUCAGAAAGCCAGAUGCUGCGUGAGAGGCUUGACAGGGAGGUCGCAGAGCUAGAGUUCAGGAGGGCUCGGAGCUACAUGGUUCCUGUCACCCUGGAUCGGAAUUGCAAACAACCCAAACUCACCUUGUUCACAGAUGGCAGAACAGUCUGGCACAACCCGCCUUCCCAAGAGCCGGCUGCCCCAUCUGGCCCCCUGAUCGCCGUGGGGAUGGAGGGAUUUUUGGCCAGGAAGGAUCACGAUAAGGAGGCAGGGGCUUGCCGGGUGUACUGGGAGGUGGAGGUGGGAGACAGCCCAGACUGGGUGCUGGGGGUGCUGAGUAAGUCUGUGAGGGAGAAAGUGACACUUCAGAGGCUGGAGAGUUUUCCUGAGGGGGGGUGCUGGGUUCUAAGGAGAUCUGGGGGGCGGUAUCACCCCAGGGAGGCUGACACUGUGAUCCAGAGCUGGGGUCUGACACCGACAGUGGUUGGGGUGUAUCUGGAUCUAGAAGGGGGGAAUCUCUCGUUUUAUAGUGUCAGCACAAUGGCCCUUAUCCUGGAGAUUCCUGUUAAAGUUUCUGAGAAAUUGUUCCCGUUCCUCAGCCCUGGUCGCGCUGUGGGGAGGGACCAGGGGAAACGCCUCAGCAUCUGCCCCCCCAGUGACUGGGAUUUCCCCCAGAAAUUAGGAGCUAGUGGGUCUGUUAUUCAGGGAGAUCCCACAGCCCCUGCACAGCCCCCUGCCCCCAAGAACGGGGAAGGGGUAGAAAAUGACACAGGGCCAUCCGCAACUGCAGAAACAGCCCCAGCCCCUGCACAUUGCCCUGCCCCUGGAGACAAGCAAGUGAAAGAAAACAGCACUGGGGCAUCAGUGAGAGAAAAUUUGUGAAAGCUCCUGCCCACCAAGCUGCUCCUGAAGCGGAAGCAGGGGGAUAAACCAGAGCAGGAGCAUCCACAGCUGGAAGCAUCCCCCAAAGAGAAGGGGGAAAAGAAACACCAAAAACCCCAGGUCUGAAAUCCACCCCCCCCCCACACACACACACACCAAACCCUCCUGUGGGGCAAGGCCUAGGGAAUCAUGCAAAGAAAAACACUCAGAAUUUGACUUCAGAGGGGAUCUCUGGACCUGACUCUUCUUCCAGGGAUACCAGGGCCAGGAAAUACACCAGGGGAAUCAGACCCAAACGCCGACACCUGAGAAAGAAUCUCGCCCCACAGGGAAAAUGGGGAAAUGGCGACAUGUCAGAAAUUUCCUCUCUCCCUGAACUUCAAAGAGAACCACAGCAAUUCACAAUAAUGCUUUAAACCAACCGCUUGUGAAAUUGGAAUGGGCUAACUGGAGAGAACUAUGUUAACGUGACUGUUAAAUGUAGGAAAUUCAAUACACACCAGUCGGGGGAUGCAGAGGGGAAGGGUCUCACAGUGGCACUGACUCACUCCCAUUGCAGACACACACAUGCUGCUCCUGCCAGCCUCAGACCAUGCGAGUGGGUGACAGGAUCAGGCCCUCUGUGUAUCAGAUUGGGUUGUGAUAGCCUCACACUGAGCAGCCCUGUUAGCAUAUAAGUGUGCCUGUUAGCCUGAGAUAGAAUUUUGGGUUUGACUUUUAAUACUUUUAGAUCCUUACUAAUAUGUGUGAAGAAGAAAGGACAAAGAUGCUCUGUGUUGCAUUUCCCACAACCAGCUGGGCUUUUAGUACAAUGGGACAGAUAAGGGAUAGGGCUAAAAGCAUUACAGGGUAUGGUGGGAGUGUAAUAUAUGAGCGCAGACUUGACUGCCUCAACUCCUUAUCUCGAAGCAAGGUCAGGUAACCAGUCGGGAGGGGCAACUGGGGGUUGGGGGGGGCGGUAAAACACUAGAAGACCAGAGAAAUGCCUGCUCCUGACCAGAGCACAACCUCACUCCUUACCCCUCCCAAGGGGUACAAAAAGGGUGGGAUGAAGACCCCGACGCACAACCCUCCAGAACAGAAUAUGACCAUAAGUUUUAAGGGGUGUGACUUGGGGUGUGCAUUGCAGGUAUAUUUGGACCUGCUAAAAAGAAGGAGGGGGAGCGGUAAUGAUAAUGGUCAUGGGGGAAUGGGGGACUGGGAACAGGGGAAUGAGGAACAAGGACACAGGCAAGGCUCUGCAGCGUCAGAGCUGGGAAGGGGGGCACGGGGUAAAUUCUCUGCGGCAUCAGAGCUGGAAACAGAACACUGGGAAGAGGGAGCUCCGUUGGUGUGUGGAGCUAGAUGUUAGACGA
This is a messenger RNA of Trachemys scripta elegans, 3233 nucleotides long. Its product is annotated as butyrophilin subfamily 3 member A2-like. The coding region runs from base 139 to 1878 and encodes 579 amino acids. Lineage: Eukaryota; Metazoa; Chordata; Testudines; Emydidae. The record is from RefSeq and is a predicted model, not a curated record. The transcript has 11 exons. Gene Ontology annotation, molecular function: protein binding.